Messenger RNA from Vitis vinifera (wine grape), 3785 nucleotides. RefSeq names its product calcineurin B-like protein 04 (gene CBL04). NCBI's taxonomy places the organism in Eukaryota, Viridiplantae, Streptophyta, Magnoliopsida, Vitales, Vitaceae. The coding region runs from base 2645 to 3286 and encodes 213 amino acids. Gene Ontology annotation, molecular function: calcium ion binding; kinase binding. Gene Ontology annotation, biological process: calcium-mediated signaling. The record is from RefSeq and is a predicted model, not a curated record. The transcript is spliced from 9 exons.
UUUUCUCAAAACAAUGCUAAUAAUGACUAGGAAGAUAUGCUUGGAGUUAGUGCUGGCACCCUAGCAACAAGGAGACAGUGGGGAUAGUUGGAAAAGGGUAGGAAAAGUUCAAACUUCAAAUCUGCCAAUUAUAAAUGAUACCAAAGAGGGUAGCUGAGGGGGAAGCGUUGAAAACUAAAGAGACUUUUGUGUGAGAGAGAGAGCCCAACUUCUCCUUUAACUCCAACCAUACCGUACAGACGGGGAAGCUGAGAAAUCUAAGAGCAUCAAUACCAAUUCCAGGAUAAAUUUAAAACCCAACAGCCUCUGCCUUCCCAUGAUUGCACAGGUUUUGAAUCUGGGUGUCAUUGGUGGUUGUUUGGUUGCUGUGAAAUGUAGGCAAGGAAAAGAAAUAUGAGUUCUAAAUCUUGGAUUUUUCAUUGCAUGGGGUUCAAGGGAACACAAGACCCGUCUUAGUUCAGGGAGGAUACCAUUGUUUUUGGGAGGAAAAUCAAGGAGACUCAAGUUUGUGUUUUUCUUUUUCUUUCCCUGUGGUUUCUUGGUAGCCAAGGGAGAAGGUUUUCUGCAUUCCAGGAUGAUGGCAGAGAAGAAGAAUCUUUCAAAUUCCUCCUUUUUCUCCUUUCUGAUACUGGAUGAUCCAUGUUUUUGAUGGGUCCCAAGGAAAUUUGAAAAUUAUGAUCCCAACCAAGGUCUUAAUUAUGGCCUUUUGUUGAUUGAUAAUCUGGUCUUACUAGUUACAAUACUCGUGCAACAUUAUAUGUAAAGUUGGAUCAGAAAUGAUUCUUUUUCUUUACGGUAUCACUCCUUUAAUCCAACAUGAAAACAAGUAUAAAGAAAUAAAUAUGGUUUCUCCCACUUUAUCACAUUAAAGAUGGUUACAGGUUACUUUUACCCUUAUUUUGCUGUUGAGAUGACUAAGAAAGGAAGAGAAAGUAAUAUUUUCAAUGUUUUGUGCUGUUUUGGUCCUCACUUUCCACCAAAGAAAGGGAACAAUCACCCUGGUGAGUGAAUUUUCUUCCCUGGUCUAUGAUUCUUCCGAACAAUGAAAUAGUUGAAUCUCUUAAGAGUCAAUUCCUUUUUUCCUUCCCUACAUUUUUUCAGCAGCCAAAUGGGGCAUUGAAGAAUCCGAUCUUCGCUAUGUCUGGGUUUCUUCUACUAUGAUAGCUUACUGUUCUGUUUACCAAACCUUGGGGUUUGAGCCACAAAUUUGAAAAUUCUCAAAUUGAUUAAAACAGCUGGCUUAAGUUUGAUUCCCAUUAAAUGGAGGUUUUCUUGCGUUUAUGUUUAUUAUUUAUGUGCAUGUGUGUGUACAAUUUAUAUUGUUUUUUUUAUUUACUUUGAUAAUAGCUUGACCGAUGAUAUAGGUCCCUUAUAAGCUGCCUAAUUUUUUUCAAUAGUUUGAUGGAGAUCCGAUCUGCUGGUGCAGGUUCUUUUUGGUAUGGAAGGUUCAAUUAUUUAGACUAUUAUUGUUUGGUUGGAGGGUUCUGAAAUUUCCAUCACAUCUUUGUUUUCUUUCAAUUGAAUAUCGAACAAAAUUUUCAAGCUAGUGGGCGACAUGUUGGUUGGAUGGUCCCAUGGGAAAAGGUAUCUCAACAUAACAGGGCAUAGUAGUGCAUCAGUUGCCCAUAUUUUGCAUCAGUUCAUUUGACCAUUAGAAUGGGUCCUGAAUCCGUAAUUAAGAAUUAGACUCUACUAUGGCUGUCUCCCAUAAACACAGUUAUUAGGUGAUGUAACCCAUUAUAUAUAAUAUUUUUAGUCUCUCUCAACUGGGUAUUUUUUAUAAUUUUAAGCCUUCCACUGCUUACCCAGCUGCUCUUCUUAGAGGUGGAUUGCUAAUUGUCAGCUUCUAUGGCUUACCGUCAUGCGGUUUUGUUAUUACAAGGUGUAAUUCCAUCGAGCCCCUAUUAUUCUCUUACAAUUUACAUUAGACCUUUAUCAUGCUACUGGUUUUCUGAUGUCAACUUACACUAUUGAGUAGACUGAGGCUGAAGUUAAACUACCUUAAUUGUAAUGGAACAUGCCUCCCCACUUUGUAUGAAAAGGCUUGCUGUAACAACUGUUUUAUCCAAUGCCCUUUUGAGCUGACGUAUAUGUUUUUACUUUAAAUUAAGGAUUUGGUUAGGUUUGUUUUGUUGAAAUUAAGGAAGAAGCGAAGAGCCAUAUUAGUUGGUAUGACUAACAGUUCCCUACACAUACACACAUAUUUGCAGGUAGUACUUACAGUUUGGUCAUCAAUAUGCUUGGAACUGAUGUCUCAAAAAGCAAUAUUCCUAAAUCAUUCAAUUGUCUGAAGCAUCCAAAAUAACAUUUCUUCCAUAUCAUGGCCAAUCCAUCUGUGUUUGACCUCAGUUUGGUUAGGCUUUCACUUUGUACUGUCCUGGCCAUGUGGGUGUGGUCCAUGGAAAAACUAGUCCAUCAGUUAAUCAAUUUGGUCUUGUUAGCACCAUUAUUAACAGCCUCAAACACUUGAUACCAUAGAUUUAAAUUGAACAAAUUUGUUAUAACCUGAAUCAAUGUUUUGUAUGAAGCAAAUUAUCAGUAACAAAUGUAUUUUGUGAAUUGGCAGGUAGGGCUCUACAAAAGUAUCAUUGGCAUAAGCUUACUGAUUGUAAAGAAGUACUGUGAAUAAAUUACGCUGGUCUUUAUGGGCUGCUUUUGCUCUAAGAAAGCUAGACAAACACCAGGAUACGAGGAGCCUACUGUUCUUGCUGCUGAAACACCUUUUACUGUGUGCGAAGUAGAAGCCUUGUAUGAGCUAUUUAAGAAAUUAAGCAGUUCCAUCAUAGAUGACGGGCUUAUCCACAAGGAAGAAUUCCAGCUUGCACUCUUCAGGAACAGAAAUAAGAGGAAUCUCUUUGCAGAUAGGAUAUUUGACCUGUUUGAUGUCAAGCGAAAUGGGGUUAUUGAGUUUGGAGAAUUUGUUCGUUCAUUGGGUGUGUUUCACCCAAAUGCACCUGAAGCAGACAAAAUUUCUUUUGCUUUUCGACUGUAUGAUCUAAGGCACACCGGGUAUAUUGAGCGAGAGGAGUUGAAGGAGAUGGUGCUGGCGCUUCUUCAUGAAUCAGAUCUGAUACUUUCAGAUGAAUAUGUUGAACAAAUUGUGGAUAAGACUUUCAAUGAUGCAGAUUCAAAUGGUGAUGGAAGGAUUGACCCAGAAGAGUGGAAGGAAUUUGUAUCAAAGAAUCCAUCCCUGAUAAAGAACAUGACUCUUCCAUACCUAAAGGACAUAACAUUGGCAUUUCCCAGCUUUGUGAUAAGCUCUGAAGUUGAAGACUCAGAAAUAUAGGCUUAAGUUACACAAUAAGGUAUUAACAAACUCAAGUCAUAAGGUGGAUCGAACAUUUUGAGUUGCUUCCUCCAUUGAGCAACUCAGACUUUCUCUUUAAGUGACAGCAGCAAGGACUAGAAGAACUAUGGCUUAUAACGACACUCUCAAUUGCAGUCAACAAGCAAGAUUGCGUGCACAGAACUAUACUUCUCCAACUACUUGACACCAGUCCUUGUUAAUAUGUGUAUGCUUGUAGUUUUGCAGCAUCUGGGAUUGGUUGGUUGCACUGGCAACCCUGAAGAGGUACAUUACUUGCAACCUGGGUCCUCUGGUGUUCGAUAUCAUAGAAUAAUGCCUCAUGGCUUAUUAUGGCUCAUGCCGGUUCUUGCCUGAAAGUUAGUACUUUGAAACAUCAUUUUGUUCUGGCUUUGAUAUAAACUUAGGAAACAAGUUGCAGACUGAUGAAUUUGGAUGAAGCUUGUUAUCACUUUAAAGAUAAUAAAGAUAAUUUCUUUGA